Neolamprologus brichardi is the source of this 2784-nucleotide messenger RNA. Its product is annotated as class E basic helix-loop-helix protein 40-like. Gene Ontology annotation, molecular function: protein dimerization activity; DNA binding. Gene Ontology annotation, biological process: regulation of DNA-templated transcription. The record is from RefSeq and is a predicted model, not a curated record. Lineage: Eukaryota; Metazoa; Chordata; Actinopteri; Cichliformes; Cichlidae.
CAGCGCCGUUUAACACGUGAGCCUCAUGUGACAGAGGUAGAUCAGUCUGAGCGGAGAGUCGGAGGGUUUAUUUAACUCGUCGUUCUGUCCUCCCCCACUUUCCCAGCGCGCCACCAAGGCUUGACUUCCUCACCGCUGCGGGACCACGGCGUGGAGAUCGCAGGAACUAACUUUACAGCGUUUUGUUUUUUAAAAAAUGACAGAUUAUUAGACAGUUUUAACCUUUUUUGACGCAUUCUGCGCAUUUUUCGUUGCAUUUUAUCAUUUCCCUUUUUUAUUUACAAAUUGCUUUGCAAGUGCUGAUAGAGCGCGUAAAUAAAUGCGUAUUUAUUUCUGAGUGCUUUUGGAAGAGUACCUCGGUUUUGACAGCAAAAUUGGAAUACAAAGAAUGGAGCGAAUUCCAAGCGCGCAACCACCCCCUCUGUCCAAACAUCAGGCUGAACUGUCAGACGUGCAGGGGAUGGAUUUCCCAAUGUAUGUUUAUAAACCCAGGCGGGGAAUGAAGCGAGGAGAAGAGAGCAAGGAAACCUACAAGCUGCCUCACAGACUUAUUGAGAAGAAAAGACGUGACCGGAUAAACGAAUGCAUCGCCCAGUUAAAAGAUCUAUUACCCGAGCACCUGAAACUAACUACUCUGGGCCAUCUGGAGAAGGCUGUGGUUUUAGAGCUUACGCUCAAGCACGUGAAAGCCCUCACCUCUCUUCUUGAGCAGCAGCAGCAGAAGAUCCUCGCUCUUCAGAACGGCAUGCAAAUCGAGCAGCCUCCCAUCAGCCAGGAGAAGUCAGAGGAGAUGUUCUGCUCUGGCUUCCACAUGUGUGCCAAGGAAAUUCUCCAGUAUCUCGCUAAUCACAAGACUGACGGAGACUUCACCCCAUCCCACGUCAUCAGCCACAUUCACAAGUUAGCUGUAGAGGUGCUGCACAGUCCAGCCCGACCCUGCACCCCUCUUAGCCCUCAACCCGAGGAAAUCCCUGCCUACCAACCUCAUAAAGAAAUGUCUCCCAGCUUAGCCCCUAAGCCCAGCGAGGGCUACGGGAGGAACUGUGUGCCCGUCAUCCAGCGGGUGUACGCUUCACCAAGCGGCGAGCAGAGUGGCAGUGAUACAGACACAGACAGUGGCUACGGAGGAGAGCUGGAGAAAACCGAAUCUGGGGCGCCCCAGGGACAUCCAGAUUAUUACGUUCAUGGGAGCCAGCAGAAGCGACUGCUGGCUGACAGGCAGAACUCCAGCAUCAAGCAGGAGGAUGACGAGCCACGCCACAAACGAGCCCGUGUGGAGUCGUCUGAAGAUGAGCUGCUCUCAGGCGGAGAAUCAUCAACUUCUUCAUCCUCUAGCGGAUAUGGAAGUUUCAUGAGUGCAUCCCCUAACCAUCCACCCCCUCCUCCACAUCCCCUCUGCAUGCCUUUCUACCUCAUUCCACCCUCUGCUGCAGCUUACCUACCAAUGCUUGAGAAAUGCUGGUACCCUGGGGCCAUGCCAAUGCUCUACCCUGGCAUGAGCAGCUCAUCACCUACCAUACCCAGUGAAAGGCCCGGCCCACCUCAGCUUGUGCUGUCUCCCCGGGGAGGUUCUCCAGCCCCAGCCAUAUCUCAGACCCCCAUGGACUCUCCUGCUCUCCUUCAGGCACUCAAGCAAGUACCACCCCUCAACCUGGAAACCAAAGACUGAGAGAUAAAGGCGAAAAGACUGCCCUGAUAUAUUGCCCUGUUCUCAAAACACGACUGAGCUGUUCCAUAAUUCAUAAUCACUCAUCUCCUCUUUUCCUCAGCCUGGAGGGUAAAGCAUCAAAUAAGAGGACUUGUAGAAAGGAUCAAGGAGAGAGAGAGAGGUGAGAGCAGCAUCCUUCCACGCUGAGAGCAAAGCAAAGCUCUGGUUGAAUGUCAAAUGCUCAGUGGUGUUCAGUGGUAUAUAUGUAUCAUAUAAACUGGAUCUGCCCUGUGCACACAUAAACACACAUAUGGUUGAAUGUAAAGAAAGAAAUGUUUUAGCUGCUGCUGUUAAUGUGUAAACACAGAUGAACAUUGACGCAUCUCACUCGCGAUUUUGUAAUUUAGAACGUGUUGCACCAAAUGUUAGCGAUAAUUUGCCUCCCAAAGUUUGUCGCCUAUGUCCUUUGCUCACCAUUAUGAUUACUGAGAUGGAAAAAAAAGCCCUUUCAGCCAUGACCGGCACCACAAAAUACAAGGAUUCCCUCAAAUGUGUACAGACAUGAGCGAGGGUACACCACAUGGUAGAUGAAGGAAUAGGCCGCCGCAUGGCCACGCUGAAUGAGAGAAGUGUCGUUUAUGAUUUAAACAGACACCUAAGAUGGAUUUUUCUGUAAUUAUUGUUCAUAGAUUUAUUGUACAUUUCUAUUUUUGAUACCUUCUCGCACUCUGUCUGCCCCGAGAGGUAUACGAGGAGGGCAGAGUGUGGACAAUGUACGUCGUGUACUCAGAAACUGUGUACAUACUGUAGCACUGUGCUGGACCUGGUCUGCAUACUCGACAUCUGUUUCUGCUCAAGUCAAACCCGGUGUUUGUGCUUGCUGUUGCCUUUUACUUGUGAAAAGCUGAUAAAUCUCAGAUGUUAAUUCUCUGUACUAUGUAUGAAUCUUGGAGACAAAGGAGCAAGGAAGUGAAUGUAAACGUUUUAACCAGAAGACUAGUUUUCUAUAGAAAGAGGUACUUGAGAUUUUAUAUUUUGGGACCUACAUGAAAGAUGUUUGAUGUAAAUAUUUUGUCUAUAAUUGUUGAUAUACAUGAUAUAAGUGUAUUAAUAAAGUAUUUUUUUUCCCGUGGAAA